AGCGUUACUAUUUUGAGAAGACCCGCUGUGUGCGCAGUAGCAAAUGAUCUAAAGAGGAAAGGUGGAGAUAGAGAGCGGCAGAGCGGAGGAGCUUUGGUGCUUUUUUUUUUUUCUUCCCCCCCUUCUGUACAUUGAGGGCUUUGCAUAAGAGGCGGAUGGCGAUGGGAGACUCAAACUCGCAGCUGAUGCCGAGCUGUGCCACAGCCUCCAUGUCCACAGGUUGCGUGUGAAGCAGUUUUUGGCAGAGCGGGACCAGACAGACGUAUAAAAAAAAAGAAGCAAAAAAAAAAAGAAGCGAUAGGCGAGACGGAGGAGGAGACGCAGAAUAAGAACGAUGGCGACUUUCGGGAAACUCACCGACUACUUUAAUCGGCGUAAGUCUCGGGAGGAGCUGAGGGUCACCAGGAGCUCACGGCGGAGUGGAAGCUACUGCUGCACCGUGGCAGAGGCCAGGUCGCUUGAAAGGAAGUUGCAGAGACCAAUACUUGCUAAAUCUCGCACACUACCCAGCAUCCCCCAGUCCCCCCGGGUGUCCAGGCUCCAUCACUCUGAUCUCCUUGGCGGAAGUCCCUCCCGCAGGAAGACCCCAGCCCUUGCCAGCAGCAACCCGAAGGCCUGCACGUUGCCCCCUGCAGGGGAGCUGUGGCGCUUGGAGGAUGACAUGGAGGCCGAAGAGGAGCCCGAGCGAGGUGAAGCCCGGCCUCGCUCCCAGUCGCCCUUCUCCCACUUCCGGGCGCGCACCGCUUACCUCCGAAAGAGCAUCUCUGCCGACAACCACCUGGACAUGAGCUCGGACUUCAACGGGGGGACGGCAGCGGAGGAGGGCAAGCCUGUGCGCAGUAGCAAGGCGAAGCUGAAACGGAAGUUUGUGAGUCUGACAACUUUGUUUCCCUUUUAUUGCCAAAGCAUUACAUACCAUAUGAAAGACACCGUUCGAUACUGCAGUUACAUGAAGAACCACUAGAUGGCAGAAGGUGGUUCACCAAUUUAGCUUGAGUGAUUUCAUAUUUCCGUUAAAAUAGUUAUUUUAUUUGUAUAUUAUUAGAAUUACUCAUAACAGAUUUAAUGACAACAUACAUACCGUAUUUUUUGGGCUAUAGAGCGCACCUGUAUUUAAGGCGCACCCAUCAAAUAUUAGGCGAAAUACAUAUAUUAGCCACACCAGACUAUAAGCCACAGAUGCAUACAGGUACGAAAGAUUUUGGAACAUUUUUAUUUACAUACCUUAAUUGUUUCCAAAUGGUGCCUGUAACAUGGCAGUAAAAUGGCUGAUCAAACAAAACAGAUGUCAUCGUCAUGGACCCGCUAGCUCUCCAUCUAGCUAAACAGACUCGGUAACUCCACGUUGACGUUUUGCUGAAUUUACGCAACUGAAACGGUACAAAAAGAGUGCCAUUGUAGGUUAACAAUUCUAACAGACAGUUGUAGACGUGUUAGCAUAUUUGCUUAUGCUAACGACGUUAAGCUUGAUUACAUUACGAUAGCACGCAAAAAUAUGCAUGAAAACACUCCUACAGACAUCCCACAUGGGAUGGUUUAGUAAGUAUGAAUUGUUUUAGUUAUAUUGUAAAACUUACAAACGCUGCCUGGAAUGAUGAAUCAUCUUUUUGAGCAGAAAAUGCUAGGGACGGUUAUACUUCCAGUUCAAGGCACGAAAUAAGAAAGUACAUUUUCAAUCCGCAACAUCUGCAGUGAGUAAACUUGUCCAAAAGAUGGCGCCAUAGCACAAACAAUAACACACCUUUUCAGUGUCUCUGUCUGUGUUAUAUGAAAACUAUUUGUUUUAUUCAGAACAUUUAGGCCGUGGGAGAAAAAUCUAUAAAUUAGCCGCCCCAUUUUAUAAGCCGCAGGGUUCAAACCUUUGGAAAAAAGUAGCGGCUUAUAGUCCGGAAAAUAUGGUAAUUACAAAAAAUAAGGAAGGAAAAAACCCUGAAUAAAUUGUUCAUUCAAUUAAAUCCAAUGACGUUUCUAUGUAAUGACUUUUUUCUUUGAUGGAGCAGCAGACUGGGAGUA
Messenger RNA from Entelurus aequoreus (snake pipefish), 2013 nucleotides. RefSeq lists its product as uncharacterized. The transcript is spliced from 3 exons. Bases 335 to 964 code for a protein of 209 amino acids. NCBI's taxonomy places the organism in Eukaryota, Metazoa, Chordata, Actinopteri, Syngnathiformes, Syngnathidae. The record is from RefSeq and is a predicted model, not a curated record.